AUUCUCCUUUAACGGCAAGAAUUAAUAAAUACGUUUAUGUACCUAGUCACGUGUAAUUUGAGAAACAAAAUAAUGGUCAUAGAAGGAAAUGUUUAAACAAUUGCAAUAAUGGUUAUUAUAUCAAUUAAUUCCACUUAUGGAUGUCUUUUGAAUUAAUAGUUUUAAAUAAUAAUGUUGACAUCAACAUCAACAUCUACGAUACCUUCUACAUCUAUUAGCGGCUGUAGAAUACCAAGUCCGAUCGGUGAUACAUUUGAUGAUAAUCCGAAUAGAUUAACAACAUACUUGCAUCAAAUUGCUGGCUGCUAUGAAAUGGAAGUUGAUGUGAUUACAAAAGAUCAUUGUUACGCUCGACCAUGGAACUGGAAACCAGAAAAUGUUUACGUAAAGCCAAUAAAAAAGUUAUUUUUUUCAAAAAAAAAUUUACCAACGGAGAAACCUGUCCAAGUUGAAGAAAUUGACAUAGAAGAAGAUUACAGCGAAUCGUUAAUACCGCCGGUAGAUUUAACAAGACCGCGACAUCAAAUGGACGAGCUUCAACGGUUAGCAAAUUUUGCUCGACCAGAUGAAAAUGCAGAUUGGGAAGAACGUCUCGACAAAAUUUUGUGGUCGCCUGUUCAAAAUCGACUAUUUACCAAAGCUCUUAAAAUAUUAAACUCGGAAAGACUGGCAAGAUUAGCGAAAGUAAAUAAUCCAAUAGAACCAGUUUUUCGACGAACGUCGAUCGACACGGCCACGAGACGUUUUCGAGAAACUUUGGCAUCGGCUGGUUGGGAUUGGAGACUUGCUCAAUGGUUGCACAGCUUGUUGUUCGAUCAUCUUCCUCAAGAAUAUCUUGGAAUUUAUCUUGAUAUAUUGCAAAGUCUAAGACUUAAAAUUCCUCAACUCAUCGACAAGAUGAUCGCUGUGCAGCCAAAUAUUAAUGCAAAAACGGGUUCUAUAACGUGGGAAACCCUUGGAUCGCUUCUCAAACGAACGUGGGAUCCGAUUACUCCAAGUUUAAAUAGCAAUAGACUUAAAAAAUUACCGGGAAAUCCAAUUUUAGUAAUAGCUCCUUCUGGAGUUGGAUCUAACAUUUCUUCUCGACAACACAAGUGGAUUUCACAAUUGGGAGCUUUAGGAAUGGUUGUUACCGUUCACACGCAUUUAGGUUUGGCAGCCAAUAGAAUGACAAUGAUGGUGUGCAUCGAUCAACUAGUUCAAGCUACAAGAACAAAGAUACAAGAUAUCAGAAGCGAUUGUCCUGGCCGACCAAUAAUACUUGUUGGUUUUAAUACCGGUGCUGCACUUGCAUGUCAGGUAGCACAAAUAGAACACGUGACUGCAGUUAUUUGUCUUGGCUUUCCUUUUUCCACGGUCGAGGGAAAAAGAGGUACACCCGACGAUACGUUAAUGGAUAUUCGGUGUCCAGUUAUGUUCGUCAUAGGACAAAACGCUACGCUUGUAAGACAAAAUGAUUUGGAAGAUCUUAGGGAAAAAAUGUUAGUUGAAACGGGUUUAGUAGUAGUUGGAACUGCGGACGAUCAUUUAAGGAUAUCCACGGCAAAAAAAAUAUCGGAGGGUAUUACGCAAAGUAUGGUCGAUAGAUACAUUUUGGAUGAAAUUGGAGACUUUGUAGGCAGUAUUCUUUUACAACCGCAUCCGCUACCAUUACGAUCAACAUUAUUAUCGAAUUAUGAAAAUAAAAACAACAGAAAAGAACCUCGGAAACGAAGGAAUUCAACUAGUAGCUCUGUUGAAAGUGAACCAAAUUCGCCGACUUUAAAAAAAUCUCGACCAAAUACACCAAUUUCUUCAGCAGUAUCCAUCGGACAAAAUAUGCCAUCGACUACAAUAUCGAAAGUAGGAUCGUCAAACUUAAUUGCAGUGAGUGGAACGCAUACGAGCCAUACGCAAACUGUAAAACGCAAACCUCGAAUUGUUAACAAUCAGAAAGCACAUUUUGUAGAGCAUUUAAUAACGUCUAGGCUUUCUGGAGAGCAAACUUCAAAUUCGGAUAAUAGUGGUAUAACAUUAAAUAUUGGUUCAUUAGCAAGUUUAGCGCCUAUUGGUCCAAUACGUUUAGCACCGGCAUCGUCGGGUCAAUCUAUGUCUACUACAAUUAAAAGUACUCCGAAAUCUUCAGUGUCGUCAACUAAAGUGCCUAAAAUUAUACCAACAAAUGUCCAGCUGCAGAAUGUUUCGAAAAUGAAAGCAAUAGUUUCUUCGAGCAAAGGAUUUUCGAAAGUAAUAUCAAACAAUUACAGGCAUUUUAAUAUACCUGACAAAAAUGGUGAUGCAAAACUGGUCAACGUUUUAACAACAUCGGGAAACCAAAUUAGAGUUAAUACUCCAACCACUACAGCAAUACAUAGUAAAUGUAUGGUUGGUACACCGAAUGGAAAUUUAUCGACCAUCUUACAAAAUGGGAAAAAUUCUCUUACGCUCGCCACUAGUUCAUCGCCUGCACGUGUAUCAUCAGCUUCUAGUAUCCUAUUGACACCAAACAAUUCUGUGGCAACUAGUAUAACACCAACUACAUCUACGAUAUCAAAAGUGACGGACAACAUGGCAACAACCAGUAAUUCUUCGCAUGUGAUGCUCAGUUCUACACAUUCAUUGGAUACGUUCAAGAUGUCACAAUUACCUCGACAAGUAACAACAUGUAAUAACAACGAUAACUCUCAUAAUACAUCAUGCGGGAAUAUAAUUAUGGUUGAAAGUUCUAUUAAUGCUAAACCCGCUUGUUCAUCGGUAAUAGUACCGUUAAAUAGCCAUAAUUCCGGGACUAUCUUACCACUGUCUAAUAAACUCAAAACUACUCAUAAAUCUAUGAAAACAAUGCCAAAAAUUACAGUCAAUGCAUCUAGUUUACAAAGAAUUCACAAAGCGAAGCCUCAGACAGUACAGAAGAAUUGUCUUGCAAAUAAUAUCGACGAUGACUUAGGAAACAUAUUAGACAUACCGAUAAUUUUUGCAAAGGAUGAUGAUAAUUUAAAUUCUAUCGAAAAGAAUCCACCUUUGUCGCACGUAGCCGUACCUAUGGAUAUGCAUGAGAAAGGUACAUCUAAACUGAAUAGCAACACUAAAGUUGUUCUCAUAAGCAACAAGCAAGACAAGCUACAGCAAACAACUAAUAAAUUUGUAACACCUUCUACUCAAACUAUCAUAUGCCCUAACGUAACUGUACAAAACCUAAAUCACGUAAUAUUGCAGACAAGACCUCAAAAUCCUACCAUAUCCAAAACGAAAAGUACAAUACCUAUACAAACCCGUGCAAACCAACCUACUAUCAAAUAUACUAAAAUAAUUCUUGCAAAAAGAAAUUCUCAACCAUCUCAUCAAACUGAUAAAAACGAGUCGGUUAUUGUUACAAAGACAGUUGACAAAGUUAAUACAUCUAAACUCUUGAGUCUUGACAAAAAUGAACACAAAUAUGCACAAAUCGCAUCAAAGCAAUUAAUAAAGAACGAUGAUAAGUUUAGAGACGAAUUGUUGGAAAUAGAAGAUGCUAUAAAAAUGAAUAUUAUAGAACGUAAAUAUAUACCUAUGCAAAGAAUUGAUCUAACAUCAUCAACAAAUCGUGAUAAUGUAGAACAAAUUUCGACUGAAACAAAAUUAAAUGUAAAUGAAGAGACUAAUUCACAACCUACCAGAGUUGAUGAUGUAAUGACUUUAUAA
Colletes gigas is the source of this 3660-nucleotide messenger RNA. It is a transcript of the gene Rcd1, whose product is annotated as KAT8 regulatory NSL complex subunit 3. The record is from RefSeq and is a predicted model, not a curated record. Gene Ontology annotation, cellular component: NSL complex. Gene Ontology annotation, biological process: positive regulation of transcription by RNA polymerase II. The coding region runs from base 172 to 3660 and encodes 1162 amino acids. The transcript is spliced from 8 exons. Lineage: Eukaryota; Metazoa; Arthropoda; Insecta; Hymenoptera; Colletidae.